GUAUUCCUCGCCGAUCUUCCUCAGCGUUCUGAUCGCGGAAAGGAACUGACUGGCAGAGCUCUGUGAGACCGACGUGCGCGACACGCCGACUACACGUAAUUUCGCCGCUGCUCCUGUCGACGUCGACGUUAUCAGAGUGACCACCACGACCGGCCGCGCGUUAUUGCGCCCUCACGCCGCGACCCUUGUGCGUUCUCCCGUACCAUCCUCUUCUAAACGCUUGUGUCUGUCUCUCUCACGCACGUUACAACUUUUUCAUCCUCUGGAUUAUCUCAAACCAUCACUUUGGAGUCCAGGACGUGCCACACACCCACAACGCUGGAACAUUUAAAGCCGGUUGUGGCUUCGAUCACGACUCUCAUCGGGAACUGUGAUAGUAUGGAGGCCACUUACUGCGUCGGAAGUGACGUCGAUGUUUGCCGGAUGUUUGACCAGUACUUAUACAAGGUAACCCAGGGACAAGUUUCACUCACAGAAUAAAUAAGUUGGGGUAAGCCGAGUUCAGAAAACGUUUUCUGAAGACGUAGUCCAUAGUUGUUCGGUUUUAAUUUUUGCACCAGAGAACGGAAAGCGUUGAUCUCUCUCUGAGUAUACCACAAUCGAAUUUUCAAGCUAACGGAUACGACAUGGGAGAUCAGACUUUUCACACGCCUAGUUUCGGCGAUGAAGAAUUUGAUAUACCCAACAUUAAUCCUCAACAGCAGCAACAUGCCCAACAAGCUCACAAUGAUCAACAUUAUCAACCACCUAUGCAGGGUAUGCAACAAAUGAAUCAGCAAAUCAAUCAGCAGCAAGAGGCGAUUGGAAUGCACGACCCCACAGGAGGGUACCAGCAGCCGUUGUAUUUGUCUGGCCCAGAUCACGGACUAGUGGGUCAACAAUAUCACAGUCCCCAACCGAAUUACGCCAUGUCGCCGAGUCAACAAAAGUUUUUUCGCUUGAAACAGCAACAGCAUAACAAUCAACUUCUAAUGAUCCACCAACAGCAGCAACAACAGCACCAGCAAAUGAUGAUGAGCCAUGGACAGCCUCCUCCCGGUUCGAUGGGGCAGUAUGGGGCGUCACCGCAGCAUCCCCAGGGUAGGGGGAAUAGUCCCCCAGCGCCUCCUGGUCAGGAGCACACUACUAGUGAUGAUAGCGAUGAUAGUACGCCCCAUCCAGCAAUGAUAACAGCUAUGAAAAGGCCCAGUCCUGAACCAGCCGAUCAAGGAUUAGCGAAAGCACAGAAAAAGCCCAAAGUGCAGAAAAAGAAGAAGAAGCGAGAUCCUAACGAGCCACAAAAACCAGUUUCGGCAUACGCCCUAUUCUUUCGGGAUACCCAGGCAGCUAUUAAGGGUCAAAAUCCUAACGCCAGUUUCGGAGAAGUGUCGAAGAUCGUGGCUUCCAUGUGGGAUGCGCUAGAUUCCGAGCACAAGAACGUCUACAAGAAGAAAACUGAGGCCGCUAAAAAGGAGUAUCUGAAAGCUUUGGCAGCUUACCGAGCAAGUUUGGUGUCUAAGGGUGCAGGAGAACCUGAAGGAGGUCCCAUGUACGGAAACUACGGAAAUUACAAUCCCGGGCCACCCGGCGGAUCGCCCUAUGGAGGAUAUCAACCUCAGGGAACUAUCCCAUCACCACCUAUUACAUCCGGAGCCCCCACACCACCAUCCCAGUCUCCCAUAAACAAGAAACCACCAUCAAUGAUGGGAGGCAUGGGCGGUGGUUCGCCUGCCCAGCAGCAUCCUGGCAUGAUGCCAUCUCCUAUGGGCGGACACAUCUCGAUUCAGCAGCACAUGCAGCAACAACAGCAACAGCAUAGUAGUUAUCUACAACAGGUUCCACAACAGCAGCAUAUACCGGUCUCCCCGCAUCCUCAGCAGGUACCAAUGUCACCACAUAAUCCGCAUAUGACACAACAAUCGCAACAGAACCAACCGCAACAACACAUGAGCCCCCCUCCUAUGGUACCGAGUUCUCCCCCCGUCUCACAAGCUGGCCCCCCUUCCGGUCAGCAGUCCCAGCCUCAACAACAAACCAUGACUUCCGCACCUAUGAGAUCCCAACAGAAUUCAUGCAUACGCCAUGGGUGCCCUAACCCAGCCAUUACCAAUCCCGAAUGGGAAGAUGAAUAUUGCAGCAAUGAAUGUGUUGUCAGCCACUGCCGGGAUGUUUUCUCAAAUUGGGUGGCAGGAAACAAAAGCCAGCAGCAAAAUUUUUCAACGGUAAAAUAAAGGAAAGACUUAAUUAGGGGACAGAUGCAAACGCGAUUGGUUAAAAAUUAUGAUAGCAAUACACACAUACCCGAUUUAAAAAACAGAAUUCUAAUUAGAGCUAGCGAGUUUGUAUGAAAAUUUUAUUAAGAGAACAAUGUGUCGAUAAUGUUAAAACAUGGAUAAGUGAGAGGCUAGGCUAAGUAAAUUGUAAAUAAAUUGAUAAUCACAUUAUAGCUGGACGAGUGAGAUUGUAUUGGCAAGCAAUAGGAGCAAUAUGAUAUCGUCACCUGUAGGUUACUCAAAGAGGAAAGAUGCUAUUGUAAUCAUAGUAUUAUAUAUUACAUAUAACUUUACCUGUACUAUAUAAGUAAUUAUUGCCGUUGCAAGUCAGACCAAAAUUCCAGCGACUAGACUAAUCAAGUUUGGUCCGCCUUGUGAAAUCAAAAUAAAAAUCACUUGUUACGUGCUAUGUAAACUGCAUGCUAUUCUCUUGGAAACUGUAGUUAGACGUGUCCAAAAGUACAUAUAAUUCAUAACACUACUUAGUUGCGUAGUUAGGUCUUUUAUCGUAAAUUCCCGUAAUUAUGACCUGUUUGGGCGAGCGACGCGAGUUACUGUUCGGAUUGCGGUUAAGUUGGGAUUUUGGUGUACCGUUACGAAUUUAUGUGACAACAAAACCUCCAAGUGCAAUUUUAUGUUCUUUGAUUAAAUUGUAACUUAUAUCAUUUCGUUAAUUUCACAUCAGAAACUAAUUUGAAGCAUGUAAAUCAAAAAAUAUAUACCAGUAUUGCACAGAAAAUGAGAUUGUUUUGUUAUUUUUUUGACAGUCUUUUAAAGAUCUUCCAGGAUAAAUAAUGAAAGUUAAGAUAUUGCACAUAUUUAUUAUAUUGAACAAUAUGAUAAUAAUUUAUUAUAACUUAACAUAUUAUUGUAAUGGAAACAACAAAAAAUGAUAAAAAUAAAUCAAACAAUUUGCAAAACAAUCUCAUUUAAAGUAGACUUCAUAAUCCAAUUUUGUCCGACAAAAAUAAUACAUUUGGAAAAAUCAAGAAGGGUUUUAGAAAUGUUAAUAUCUAAAUAUUGAUAAGAACACUAAUAUCCGUGAAUUGUAUAAAGUAUAAAUAAUCGCUGUAAAUAAAGGUAGUUGUAUUUUAAUUUUGUAAGCAUAUGAAGCUGGACGCCAGCGAAUAUAAGAUCUUUUGCAAAAUAUCUUUGUUUUAUUUAAAAAAUAACUUUUUGCGAGAGAUAAGUCGGGCAAAAUAUACGAAAAACGUUUAAAUAUUUGAAUUGUGAAUUGUGCAAAAGAUCGAAUGAAAUAUUUUUAAAUGUCUGUUUCCGUUUUGUUGUACAUAGAUUCCAAAAACUUAGCGAGUAGUACAAUUAUUUUUAUAUCAUUGACCAAUCAAAGUUACGCUUUCUUUGUCGAUGUAUAUAAAUUUUGUCGUUGUUAAUUUUAUUGUUAUCGAUGUGACGCGGAAGUUCUUACGCGAUCAUCCUGCUCUAGUAUUAAAUCCGCAGGGAAGGAUGUACCUAUAUUAUUUUUUAUAUAAUUUGUUUGAUAAUUAUAAUCACAGUAUACAGAUUAGUCUCGUGACAGAUUAACCUCGGAACAGUAUUUCAGAUGAAAAUUGAUCAAAUUAUUCAGUGAUGGAGCAGGGAUAAUUUUUUUUUCUGUUUUUAUAUUAAUUUUUUUUAGUACGUCCCUGACUUCUUUCUGAAAUUACUGCUGAGUAGUGCUGGGCGAUGUCUACUGUAAUAAUGUGAUAAGUAUACUGUGUUAAAACCUAAUUUGAUAGCAGCUUAAAUAAAGACUGUAUGAUAAUUUAAGAAUACUUAUCAAAUUUUCAGUAUUAAACUUGAUGGUGUGAUUGAGCCUCUCAAGUAAUUGAAACUUUUUUAACUGAUAUAAAAAUAGUGAUUCAGCUAAGUAAUGACGGCAAUAAAACGGAAUCUCUUCCAUUAUCUUUUUUGAAGAGGAUCGAUAUAGCAGUUUCACGCUAUCAAAUAAGGUUUUAUAUUACUCCUUUCUCUUACAGAAGUUGUCGCAAAUCCAGUCAUUUAAUUUGUCUAGAUUUUACAUGAAUUAAGUGAAGAAAAGUUUGUUCGAAUCAAAAACCAAUCUUAAGUGGCUCUAUAAUUUAAAAAGUAUCCUUAGGAUAGUAGGAUUUAUUGACAUCCUUUUAUAUUUUUUGUUGAUUACCACCUAGACUGGUUUAACAAGUCUCCGAAAAGACUCCUAUUGUGAAUUUUUUAUAUUUUUUAGUAUUUUGUUUUAUUUUAAGAUGUUUAUAAUUUAGUUAGGUAUUUGUUGUAUCUUAGUUUAAUUGGUGCAAACUUCAAGGGGUUAGCCGAAUUAAAAUAGAAACGAAGACACUGAUAACAGAUAUAAUAAUAAAGAAUAAGCGAUCAGUUUCCGACGUUUAUAAUACUUUUAUUUUAAUGCGGUUAAUGCCAAAGACUUUGUAAAUGUUGAAAAGAGAUCACUGAAAUGAACCGAAAAAGUAUCCAGUAGUUGUAUAAUAUUAAAGCCGAUAUGCGCUUUAAAAAUUAUUUAAGUACCUAUAAUUUACGUUUCACUAUUACAUUGUAAAUAACAUAAUAUUUUAUCUUGACAGGCACACACUAUACUAUGUAAUCAAUAAUUAAUAUUUAAAAUAAAUAGAUUCUACUCCA
Molecule: messenger RNA, 4865 nt
Organism: Sitophilus oryzae (rice weevil)
Lineage: Eukaryota; Metazoa; Arthropoda; Insecta; Coleoptera; Curculionidae
Product: TOX high mobility group box family member 3-like
Exons: 12
Coding region: 627-2210 (527 amino acids)
Biological process (GO): regulation of transcription by RNA polymerase II
Cellular component (GO): nucleus
Molecular function (GO): chromatin DNA binding
Source: RefSeq, a predicted model, not a curated record